Messenger RNA from Panicum virgatum (switchgrass), 1137 nucleotides. RefSeq names its product WAT1-related protein At5g64700-like. The transcript is spliced from 8 exons. The record is from RefSeq and is a predicted model, not a curated record. The coding region runs from base 1 to 1137 and encodes 378 amino acids. Gene Ontology annotation, molecular function: transmembrane transporter activity. Lineage: Eukaryota; Viridiplantae; Streptophyta; Magnoliopsida; Poales; Poaceae. Gene Ontology annotation, cellular component: plasma membrane.
AUGCCGGGCCCCGACGACGAGGAGCUCGCCGCUCAGGCGACCCGGCCGCCGCCGGAGAGCCCUGCUGCUAACUCCGGAGGAUGGAAGCCAGCUCUGUGCGUGGUCAUUUCCGAGGUCUUCAACACGGGGACUAUACUGCUAAGCAAGGUUGCCAUCGACUGGGGCACGUUCGUCUUCUCGUUGCUCUUUUACCGCAGCAUUUUAGGCGCCGUCUUCACCCUGCCGUUUGCCCUGUUCUUCGAGAGUGGGAAGUGGAAGCACCUGGACAAGAGGGCUCUUGGAUGGCUCUUCCUGAAUGCACUUGCCGGAUAUUCAUCGCCUAUGUCACUGUAUUACUACGGGCUAAGGGACACAGCCGCCUCCUACGCUGUGAUCUUCGCUAGUUUGACUCCGCUCGUCACUUUUGUCCUGUCCAUACUGCUUGGCAUGGAGAAACUGCGCCUCAGCUCCAAAGAGGGCAGUUCAAAGGUGACUGGAGUAUUGGUUUGCUUUGGCGGGGCUCUGCUGAUAAGUCUCUACAAAGGAAAAGUUCUGCUGCUCGGACGUGCAGUUGUAAGAGCGGGCCAUAAGGAUUCCAAUGGAGCUGCUAGUCCACACCAUUUGAGGGGCACCUUGCUUUUGUUGGGUAAUUGCAUAAGCUAUGCAUGUUGGUACCCCAUACAGGUGAAAGUUCUAGGCGUAUACCCAUGGAAACAUUGGUCUUCAGUGGUAACUUGUUUUUUCGGUGGUCUGCAAACAUUUGCCAUAGGAAUAAUCAUGAGAAGGGACAAACUUGCCUGGCAAAUAGGAUGGAAUAUUCAACUACUCACCAUCGUCUACUCAGCUGCACUUGGCACAGCAGCCAAGUACUGGCUGAAUCUGUAUGCGGUGGAAAAACGAGGCCCAGUUUACCCACCGAUGUUCAGCACAUUAUCUGCAGUGUUCAUCAUAAUUCUAGGAACACUAUUACUUGGAGAGAGCCUCACUAUUGGGAGCUUGUUGGGCAGUUGCCUGGUUUUGGGUGGCCUUUAUAUAUACCUCUAUGGAAAGGCCAAGGAACCACAGGCGAAGACUACAAUGUCAGGUUCAAUGGAUAAAGAGCUUCAGGUGUGGCCUACCCGUGGUUCAACAAGUGAGGAUGCAGCAUCUGGUCCAUGA